Molecule: messenger RNA, 8795 nt
Organism: Mya arenaria
Lineage: Eukaryota; Metazoa; Mollusca; Bivalvia; Myida; Myidae
Product: transmembrane and coiled-coil domains protein 2-like
Exons: 20
Coding region: 377-2149 (590 amino acids)
Cellular component (GO): endomembrane system
Source: RefSeq, a predicted model, not a curated record
UUAGAUCAUGGUUACAAUGAAAUGUUGCCGAGUACUGAUGUAGUUAUAUAUUUUCGUUUAAUUUACGAUAACCUGUGAUAAUGAAAAGUGGUUAACUAUGCGUGUGAUAGUAACUGGAUGAUUUCUCAUAUGCAGUAUUUAUUUUAUGAUAAAGGCAGACUAAAAACGGAAGGAUGUAUGAUCGUUGAUAAUUGGCGUUUAAAUUCUUCCUAAGAAUGAUGACAACAUUCAUUAACAAUUAUUGCAAUAAUUUACGGUAAAGUCAUGACUUUGGUGGAGUAUAUAGAGUAAAUUAUUCAGUGAAAGUGAACUUGGAUAUAAUAUUCACCACUUGUGAAAUGGACAUUGUGUGAUAUAGAUUGGAUGGACCUCUCCAAUGAAUUUCGCGGAGAAAUUCAAACGGCGACGGAGUAGCUUUCCUGCAAGGAAGAAAUCCGAGACGAAGCUCCCAGUAUUCAAGCCAGUACUAAAGAAAGUUGUCAGUAAGAGCCCAAGUCUUCCAAAGCGGCAUUUAUCGCCCGAGCCUGGGGUAGGGCGUGGCCGCGGGGUGGGAGGAGGUAGCACUCUACAGCUUCCGGGUGACACCUCGCUACAUGCCAGUAGGUCACGGAGUCUUGAAGAUCUACACAAGGAUGCAAGCACUGAGUCAAAUUUACAAGAUGACACGACUACAAAAGAGAACGGCAGUGGUGGAGGAAGUGACAUCACAGAUGACGCGAUUGACGGGCCAUCUGUUGCCGGGGGAACGGAAGAGGUACGGAAACGGCGAACAAUGGACCAUAUACAAGAGAAGAUCGAUAAAACGAUGGAACAAAUUAAAGAUGAACAGGCAACUAAAGAAGCAAAUGUCAACGAGUACCUGCGCUUGGCGGGAGAAGCUGACAAACAGCAGCUGUUACGCAUCAAGCAGGUUUUCGAGAAGAAAAACCAGAAAUCCACUGCAUCACUCAGCUCUUUACAACGGAAACUCGAGAAAUACAACAGAGGGAUUCGGGACGUAGAGGCAGGCAGCUAUGGCGUCCACAAACAGACCAAGGAUAAGUUAAAGGACAUGGGUCAAGGACUCAAAGAUGUGGGUGCUAAUAUUGUUGAUGGAAUAUCAGGUUUUUCUGGAGGUGUGGUUGGAAAUAUCAAGGGAGCAAAAGAACAUGUAUCACAAUGGUCCAUAGUAUCCAAGCCCAGGGAGUUUGCUCACCUUAUAAAGAAUAAGUUUGGAAGUGCAGACAACAUAAGUGCCAUGAAAGUAAACGAUGAUGGCCAGCCAGACGAUGGGGAAAAAUCUCACACCGGUGGCACACUUCCUGCAAGACUGAGGCCUUUAUACCUAAGAGAAACAACUCUCGCUCCUGCUGUGAAGUCAGAGGAGCAGGCAGCAAGAUUGACUGUUCCAUAUAUUAGUUUCAAGUACACAUCAGACGAAGACAACUCCAGUAUAACAUCAGGCUCAGGGCUUGGAGCCCAUAGCAGCCCACAGUCAAACUCCGCCAAUGUCUCACAACAUAUUGUCCUGUCUCAGGUUGCAUUGGACAGCCUUCUGUCAGAACUCCAGCAGUCAAAGGAGAGUAGCAGACAACUCCAAGACAAACUACAGCUAGUCAUUGAUGAAUUUGAGUCUUACAAGGUCGAUGUAAAGCAAGAGUUCAGCCUCCUCAGAAGCUGUCAUGAGGAGGAGAGAUUCAAGAUGGAGAGGUUGGAGGAACAGAUGAACGACCUUGGAGAGCUCAGCCAGAAUGAGGUCACCAACCUCAAACAGGACAUCAGUUCUAUGGAGGAAAAGAUAGAAUACAGACUAGAGGAGAGAACCUCAGACAUCCAUGACCUCCUGGAAAACUGCCAGACAAGGGUAACAAAGAUGGAACUGCAGCAGCAACAACAGCAAAUAAUCUCCAUGGAGAUGGUUGAAAAUGUCACAUUUCGUACACUUCUCACUAAGCUGAUCAACGUUGUCCUCGCGCUGCUGGCAGUCAUUCUCGUGUUCGUCUCAACAUUCGCCAACCUUCUAGCCCCCUUCCUCGCUACAAGGGCGAGAAUUGUCACCACAGUAGUCAUGAUAGCCUCUUUCAUUCUUUCAUGGAACAACUGGGCCCAUAUAUGUGGUUUCUUCAGCAGUAUACUUGAAAAUAUACGAAACCUGCUACCCAAUAGGUAGCAUUGUUAGUGUAUAAAUUGUGUGUAUGUGAGUAGAAGGUAGUCUCCCUUGAAAUUGAGCAACGCGCUGGACAAUAAAGAAAACCUGCUAUCCAAACAGGUUCCAUUGUUAGUGGAUUAAGUAUGUGUUUGUGUUUGAGAAGUGGGUAGUCUCCCUUACAAUUAAGUGGAGCGCUGGACAGUAUAAAAAACUACUAGACAACGGAUGGCAUUGUAUUUGGAUUAUAUGUGCAUGAAUUUUAUGUGUAUGUGAAUAGAAGAUAGUCUCCCUUUGAACUGAACAUAGUGUGAAUUUUAUGUGAUUGACAAAAGGUGUUUCUUCCAUUUUAAGCAAAUGCUGUGCUAUUGAGGUUUAAAGUAUUUUCUUCAGAGAAAUAGAUACUAUUUCGACAUGAUUAUAUAGGAAGAGUUAUUAACGUUAUUCCUCAUAUUCAAGAAAUUAUUCUUGAAAUUAAGUGUGUGUUAAAAUGUCAAAAUGGAUUUGAUUUGUGACUUGUUUGUAAAUGAAUACCUCCUGACAUAUGGUAUAAAUAGAUUUACGCUGUUAAAGGCAACUGUGUUGCUGUAUGUUAAUAAAAUAUUGUGAUAUAGUUGUUUGUAUGUAUGGUAGAAGUAGGCUUAGUAAUAUUAUUGUUAUCAAAUUGACAAAGUAAAAUGCCAAUGUCUGUAUUUGUUUGGGAGUGUGUUAUCACAUACACAGUGUGUUUAAAUGGUAGUAAGGCCACUAUUAAUAAAAAAGUUUGUUUUUUUGUUUCCCUACCUAGAAUUAAGGCUUGUGUUAGUUGGUAGGUAGGUUUGUUUAUUUUAAAGCUGGACUCUCACAAAUUAAUUGCUUUGACAUUAUAGCAAAAGAAAUUGUCUUGGAAUAUGACAAAAUGUUUUGGUAAAUGUCUGAAAACCAGCAGUAUAAAACUGCUGACAAAAGGGCAGAUCACAGUUCUCAUAUUUAAGGUAGAAAAUUGAUGUUUAAAAGCCAAAAGCGUUACUAAUUUUUACUAAUUUUCGGCAGUUUAUCAAACAAUUGAGAUCUGUUCUAUUGUGAGUUAUCUUAUAUGACUUAAUUGAAGUCAUUGAUGCCAAAAUUACUUGAUUCUGAGACAGAAAAAGAAGAAAAAGUCAGAACUGUCACUCUGUAAAAGUGCAGCUUUAAGUGUGUGUGUGUUUUUUAAUUUCCUUACUUUAAUUGGGAAAUGAAAAACUGAAAAAUUAAGACAACCUGAAAGGUUAAACAAAAUUUUAAAUGGCUCUUCAUCGACGGGAAAAACAAAAACUUAUUUUAAUUGUAGCCUUAAAUACACAUAGUUUGUUGCUUUGCUUAUGUACAUGUAAUUAUAAUGAGAUUAAGUCUUUGAUUUAUUUGAAAUAAAUUCUGAUUGUUUUUUACUUUUGAAGUAACCAAAUACAUAUCUUUGCCAAUGCUUAGCAGUAGUAUUUGUUUCUUUUAGUUUUUAGAUCAUCUGUUUUUCAAAAAACAAAAUGUAACAAAGGUAAUGUCAUAGCCUUGGUAUCGUCUCCAUUGGCUAGCAAAAACUUAUUGGCCACAACUUAAAGAUAUUCAAAUAAAACUUGGUAAACCUGUUGCCAAUGACCAUACACACAUGUACAGCAAGUCCCAUAACUCUAGCUUCAAUAAUUGUGUAGAACCAGUUCUGGAUACUCAGGUUUAAACAGUUCAAUGGUGUGGUUCAUUUUGGCUCCACAUUCCAUAACGAAACCAGUGAAGGUGGUUUCAUGAGCUUUUAAGUGCAUACAAAAGUCUCAUUUUUGGGCCUAUUUUCAUUACUGGCAUCAACAUAGAACCGGUUCUAGAAACUGGUUUGAACUGGUUCAAGGAUUUUGUUCAUUAGAGACUGACUUUCAAACUCCACAAUGAAUCUGGUUUGAAGCUGUUUGGGUGGUUUGAUUGGCCCUUAAGUGCCAAGAAAGUCACAUUUUUGGGCCUAUUUUCAUAACCAGGCAUCAACAUAGUUCUGAAAAAAAACUGGUUUGAACUGGUUCAAAUGUUUGUAUUAUUUAAGACUCGUCCACAAUCCACAAGGAAGUCAGUUUGACACUGAAUGGAACUGGUUCAAACAUUGUGGUUCAUUUUAGACUGACGUCACAUGCUGCAAUGAAACUGGCUUGAGCCAGUACAGGUUUGUUUCAAGGGCCCUUAACGUGAUAUACUUAGUUAUGCCUUUUGUUUGACUGCAUGAAAACAAAAGAUAAGCGCUCUGUGGCACUUUUGUUUUUUUUCCUUAUGAAUUAUAUUGUGUUUCUACCUUUCCUACAAAACAUUCCUGCCCUGAACGGGAAUCAAAUUGUACCUUACCAUUUUCAAACACUGAAAUACAAACGCUAUCAAAAACCUUCAUUUAUCUAAGGAUUCUAUACCAUUUGCAUUGUAUUUUAAGAUAAGCAUAGUUUUGGUGUGAUCCAUACUGUUGUUAAGGUUUGACCAUUCAAGGAGCAUAAGUAACAAAUUUUGCUAAUAAUAAUAAAUAUGCUUGGAUAGAUAAUGCUCAGAAAAAAUCCUGAAAUUUCUGAAUGCCAUUCAAAAAUCAUUUUAAAACUUUGUUUGGCACGCUUAUAUGUCCUAGGGUAUGGUGGUGAGCAAGAUUCUGACCUCAAAGAAAUUGAAUCAAAAGUGUUGCGUUGUUGUUUUAUCACUAAUAAUUCAGAUUAUUGUAAUUAUCAUCGUAAUCUUAAUCACAAGUACAUCUUUAAAUACAAAGCCGUCUAGUGCAAAGUCCUAGGGUUUAGCUCAAUUUGAAUAGUACCUGUUGACCAAGUCUGAAUGUUUAGUUCAAAUUAGCUCAAAUUGAGGAGCACCUGUUGACCAAGUCUGAAUGUUUAGCUCAAAUUAGCUCAAAUUGAGGAGCACCUGUUGCCCAAAUCCUAAGAUUUAGCUCAAAUUGAAGGGAAGCACCUGUUGCCCAAAUUGUUAAAGCAAGAUGAGAAAUUAUUUUCAAUUAUUUUAACUCGCUUAAGGGCGUGAGCCUUGAAAUGUCCUUUUCCAUAAAACAAUUAGGAUUAGUUACUGUACCCACAACCUGAGUUCCUGGAAUUUUACACGAGCGCUUCAGCAUGUGUCACAGGGGUAGUAGGUAAUGUCACUUUCAUGCCAAGUUGAAAAAGGACAAUGUUCAAUAAAUAGCUGAGUAUAAGUGAAUAGCAUUGUUAUUUAUCAGCACGUCUGCGUGUUAUUGAAUGGUUAUGCAACGCCUACUAGUUGCUGUUCCAAUAUUGGAGUUGAUAUACUAGACUUAAACGAGAGAACAAAAAUCAAAUAUGGUACAAGAAGGUUAAUAUGAUUAUACAAAUAUGGAUAAAUAACAAGUAUCACCAGACACAUACAAUAUAAUUUGCACCCUCAUGCAUUUUGUUGUUUUUCUUUUAUACCUUUUUCUUUAAGUUUGUUAUUUACACUUUUCUUGUAAUGCCAGUCAUUGCCGUUACGUGUCAUUUGAAGUUAUUUAAUUGUUUUGUGUUUUUCAUUGUUUUUUUUUAAAGAGAUCUCUCGAUUAAUAGCAAACAUAUGUAGUGUCAAAAACGUUUUACUUUGAAUAAGGUACAUCUCAAAUUGAAAAAUUAUUUCAAAAUUUAAAUCUGAUAUUAUUAUAAUAUUGUUGAAAAUAUUAUUUUUUUUCAUGUUAUAUUCAAGUCUAACUACUAACUAACUUUUAAAUAAUUAUAUCCUUAUGUUCAAAGAAUAUUUUUCUGUUAUGUUAAAUUUUUUGUUUGUUUUAAGUCGCUUUUGUUCUUUAAAUUUUGUGUUGCAUUUUUAUAUAGUGCUGCGAUUGUUUGAUAAUUGAAAUAUAUGUAUAAUUACAUGUACAAUAAUAUAUAAAAUGACAUAUUUUGUACAAAGCAACAUUAUAAUUAUUAUGUAUAUAUAGUUAUUUUUAGCAUAGCAUGACCAGUACUAUAUUUUAACACUAUACAUGGAUAUAUUGUAUAUACAUGUUUUCCAUUAACAUCAUAAUUAUUAACUUAAUUAUUCAUUAACAUGUACAUUUUCUUCAUAUUUUUUAAUGUAUGAAACAAUGUAUUUGAAUUUAGUGUCCUUCAAAUAUUGGGAGAACUGGACAGAAACAUUUUAUGUAAAACACACAAAUAUUAUUUAUGGAAUACAACAUUUGUAAAAAAUGACCGUAAUGCUGUUCCAGGGAAAUAAUUACCAUUCAAAUAAAUAAUUUAAAUAUAAAAAAAUAAAUAAUUUAAGUUUAUGAAUUUAUUCUUUAAAGUACAAAAAAAAACAUAAAGAAAAAAAAAUUGUCACAAAAAAAGAACAAAGCCUAAAUGCAUUUCAUAAAAAAGUUUUUAAAGUAAAAGUAAGCAAAAAUGUUUUGAUGAGCACUGAAUUUGUAAAAUAUGUGUUUGGGAUGUUGCUCAGUAUUUAUAACUCAGUCAUCGAAAUUAGACUCUUGAAGGGACAUAUUAAGCUUGAAUUAUUACAUUUUUUGAGUGCUUGACAUAAAAAAAUUCAACAAGCCUGACUCAGCUUUAUGUGUCAUCAAAAACUUUUGGAUGGAGAUAAGCUCAAAAUAAACUUUUCGAGAAUUUGACAGGUAAACAAUAUAACAAGCCAGGCUCCUAUAUGAACUUCAAAAUAAGACUUUUGGAUGGAGAUAAGCUUGAAUUAAUAUACUUUUUGAGUGCUUGACAUCAAAGCAAUUUAACAAGCCAGGCUGCUAUAUGUCAUCAAAAUAAGACUUUUGGAUGGAGAUAAGCUUGAAUUAAUAUACUUUUUGAGUGCUUGACAUCAAAGCAAUUUAACAAGCCAGGCUGCUAUAUGUCAUCAAAAUAAGACUUUUGGAUGGAGAUAAGCUUGAAUUAAUAUACUUUUUGAGUGCUUGACAUCAAAGCAAUUUAACAAGCCAGGCUGCUAUAUGUCAUCAAAAUUAGACUUUUGGAUGGAGAUAAGCUUGAAUUAAUACACUUUUUAAGAACUUGACAUCGAAACAAUUUAAGAAGCCUGGCUGCUAUAUGUCAUCAAAAUUAGACAUUUGGAUGGAGAUAAGCUUGAAUUAAUACACUUUUAAGUGCUUGACAUCAAAACAAUUCAACAAUCCUGAACUUCAAAAUAAGAGCAAGCCUGGAAGCAACUUACCAGUGCAGGGCCUGCUGGUUUGUGCUACCUUUGACCACUGAAUAUCCAUUGACAUAAUUUAGGUAAUUAUGGCUUAAUCUGUCAUAAACAUGUGAAACAUAAACAAUGCAAUACAUAUUGUUAGCCAAACAUAUUCUGCUUUGUUAACGCAUUUCAUUUUAAUUUUACUGGAGCUUUGUUAUUGAUAAGUCCAGUUUGCUAUUUUUUUUAUUUUUAAGUACAAUUUUGAGGAACUAUUUUUUUCACCUUCUCAUUAUUUUUUCUAAUGAAGAACUCCAAGAUUAGUGCCAUCUUUGAAAAGUUAAUUAAUGAAAAAGAAAAAAAAUAUUAUUACUGAUAUCAUUAUUAUUGGUAUUAUUAUUGUUAUUAUUAUUAACAGCAAAAAUAAUCUAUGUAGAAUUUUCACUUUUCUGUCAUUUUCAGAAUCUUUUAUUCAAUAAAUGUGAAAUAAAAAUGAAUAAUUAUUUUACGUACAUAACACUAGUUAUGAUUAUUGUUCUUAGAAACUAUGAAAUUUAUGUCAAAAGUGUAAUACAUGUUGAAACCUGGAAGGUGAUCUGUUAAUUUCUUUUCGUUUUCAUUGUUUAAAUCAUAUUUGUACACACUAGAUUUUUCCAUGUUUGUUGGUCAUCUAUUGAAUUUAAUUCUCAUUAUAUUUUUUUUCAUCUCAUAUUAACCAAUUUAUUAUAUAAUUCUCUAUUAAUUGUUAUUAAAAUUAAUCUCAGAUUCUUUUUGCAAUCAUUUCUGAACACUUUGAACAUCUGCUUACUCAUAAAUGUAAAAUACUUAGUUUCAAUUUUAAAGGUUGAAAGUGUGUUUGUUAAGAGAUACAUUUGAUAGAUACUGAAUUUCCAUCCCCAUAACACAAAGCACUUAAUCCAAGGACAAUAGCCUGGCCCCAAUUUCUCGAAACUUUUUAAUCUUAACAGGCUUAAGUCGCUUAUUUCAAUUAGCCAAAAUACAUACUAGUAAGGGACUUAAGAAGUUUUGAGAAAUUGGGGCCUGCAGAGUGAUCUCUCUUGAUGAGCAAGGAAGAACUCUUGUCACCAAUAACAGCAAUAAACAUUUUUUUAAAGAAACUAUUCAUUAUAAAUUAUCUCAUUGCUGUAUUGAUAUGAUUAUAGAGCAAAGGCAAGUAACUGCUGGGUGGAGUUUCAUCCGAGGAGUGCCGAGUUUUCAUUCUUAAAACUAUUCUCUCAAGGAGAUUGCAAUCUUUGUUCCUAGAUUAAUUCUAUUUAGUUUUGAUAGAUGUCACUGGCUUUUUUUCAAAAUCACUCCAGAUCUGCUUUCAUUUGUGUUAACGGUACACCACAGUUUCACAAUAUCAUUGAAUUUUGUAUUUAAACAAUCACAAUGGAUGUUUAUCUUUUGGUUUUCAUGAUGUUUUGCAAUUUCAUUGUAAAAACCUCACUAUUAGAUUCACCAAUUGUACAGAACCUGUGCUAUCCUUUAUAAGUAGAAAACGGAGGGUGGUAGACCCUUAAUCCCCUGUCUUGUGUUAAGUUGUACAGAGACUGUCACAAAAUGAUGAUCUGAAUAAAACAGUGGAAAUUCA